Molecule: messenger RNA, 1758 nt
Organism: Exophiala spinifera
Lineage: Eukaryota; Fungi; Ascomycota; Eurotiomycetes; Chaetothyriales; Herpotrichiellaceae
Exons: 2
Coding region: 1-1758 (585 amino acids)
Biological process (GO): protein N-linked glycosylation; dolichol-linked oligosaccharide biosynthetic process
Cellular component (GO): endoplasmic reticulum
Molecular function (GO): dolichyl pyrophosphate Glc2Man9GlcNAc2 alpha-1,2-glucosyltransferase activity
Source: RefSeq, a predicted model, not a curated record
AUGUCGUAUUUUGUCAGCCCCGAAUUCGCACGGGUGGUCGUGCUGGGCUCCAUCACGAGUCUCCAGAUGACAUGGCGCCGCCUCGUCAACGAGCUCGUCCCGACACCCUAUCUCGACGAGGUAUUCCACAUCCCCCAGGUCCAGGCAUACUGGCAGGGGAAAUGGUCGCAGUGGGAUCCCAAAAUCACCACGCCGCCGGGCCUCUACGUCUUCUCGUUCCUGGUCAACUCGACCCGGGACUUUUUCUACCACAACUUCGACCCGUCGAUAAGCGAGUGGCGGGCCAUCAAUGUCUUUCUGCUGUACCUGUUGAUCUUCGCCCUGUACAUCCUGGCCGCCGUGGGGAGGAAGACGGUCAACCACCACAGCGUGCUCCAGCGCGAGUUCAGCAUCAUCGUGUUUCCUCUGUUAUUCUUCUUUUCAGCCUUGUACUACACCGACUUGUUCAGCGUCUUCACCGUCGUCGUCGCGCACAUAUUCUGGUCCGCAUCCACAUCUGCCACCACAGGCCGACGGAAGGCGCUGUACCAAUUCCUACAUCUCGUCACGGGCCUCGUGUCGCUGUCGAGCAGACAGACCAACAUCUUUUGGGUGGCGGUGUACCUCGGUGGUCUGCAGGUGGUGGAGAGUGUCAAGAGCAACAUUGGAAUCAGCAAGGUCCAUGAUCCUCCCAUUUCUGAAGCAUUUUUUGAAGACUUCCCAAUCACAAGCAUCUCGAUAGCGCAAUCCGCCAUCACCAUGAUCCCCCACCUCCUUCUUGACCUGUGGCCGCACCUCGCUCUCCUCGCCAGCUUCGCGGGCUUUGUCGUCUGGAACGGCGGCGUCGUCCUUGGCGACAAGGACAACCACAUCGCCACCGUCCACCUCCCGCAGAUGCUGUACAUCUGGCCGUUCAUCGUCUUCUUCUCGUGGCCCGUCCUUCUUCCGCAACUGUGCCACCUGGCGGAAUUCCGCCGCCCCCACCAGCUGCCCCGACUGAGCGUGGCGCUCGCCUUCGUCGCCUUCAUGCUCGCCGUCGUCCACUUCAACACCAUCGUCCACCCCUUCACCCUCGCCGACAACCGCCACUACACCUUCUACGUCUUCCGCAUCCUCCUCCGACCCCGUCAUUCGUGGAUCAAAUACGCCGUCGUGCCGAUCUACCUGUUUUGUGCGUUCCUCGUGCUAGGCGCACUAGGCGGACCGACGUCGUCUUCGUCGUCCUCCUCAUUGUCGUCGUCUUCGCCGGCGACACGCAUCUUGUACACGCACCAAGACACAGUGUGCGUGAGCUUCACGCUCGUCUGGCUCCUCGCGACGUCCUUGUCGCUUGUGACCGCCCCGCUCGUCGAACCGAGAUACUUCCUCAUCCCGUGGCUGAUGUGGAGACUAGCCGUGCCAGAGUACAUGCCUAGUCCCAGUAUCAGUAAUAGUGGUCCCGACGACGACGCGUUGAAUGUGAACGCGGCGCCGGAGCUGGCGCAGGAUCAAGAGAAGGAGAAGAGGAAGAAGAAGGAGACCACCGAGACCGGCGCAAUCGCCACGGCCAAAAAGCACGACGCCGUCUUGAGCACCGGUACUGCCGCUGCCGCUGCAGCUUCAACGCGCCACCCACAACCAUCACUGUUUCAAAGACUGUUGAGAACGGCAGCCUCUUAUUCCAUCUGGUUGGAAUUCCUCUGGUACAUGCUGAUCAAUCUAGCCACGUGCUACACGUUUCUACACCGGGGGUUCGAGUGGCCGCAGGAGCCUGGAAAUGUACAGAGAUUCAUGUGGUAG